This is a messenger RNA of Beauveria bassiana ARSEF 2860, 5331 nucleotides long. RefSeq names its product BAH/PHD-containing protein. Gene Ontology annotation, molecular function: chromatin binding; ubiquitin-protein transferase activity. The record is from RefSeq and is a predicted model, not a curated record. Gene Ontology annotation, cellular component: Lid2 complex. Gene Ontology annotation, biological process: histone catabolic process. NCBI's taxonomy places the organism in Eukaryota, Fungi, Ascomycota, Sordariomycetes, Hypocreales, Cordycipitaceae. The coding region runs from base 1 to 5331 and encodes 1776 amino acids. The transcript is spliced from 4 exons.
AUGGAAGCCAAGCCUUGCCUCUCUGCCCCGUCUAGCCUGUCUGGCCUGUCUGGCCUUGUCCUGGCCCGUCUGGCGAGACCCAAGGGCCCGCCGACGCCGCCUCGGGGACGUUUCUUCUUGUUCGGCACCAGCAGGGAAUCACAUCCACGCCUUCUUCCACUUGUCCAAACCUUUUUCCUCUCUUUCAUGAUCCAUCCCCCAUCGCCAGAUUUCGAAUUCGCUCCCGCCCUUUCUCCCUCUGACCACUUCUCCAACCCGAUUUUCUAUUCUUUACCAUCUACGCCUUACGCAAAUUCACAUCCACACCACGCCUCUCGCUUCUGGCCCUUCCUCCUCGUUCUUGGUACCUGGGGCAUGCCAUUCACACGACCUCUGCCUCAUCUCAUCGCGGCCGAUACGCUCAAUGCGUGCUGCCACCAUGGCCCAGCAAACUCCCCUGCCAGCGGCCCUCACCUUGACGUCGCGCACUUCCUCGCUUGCACACUAACUUUUACCCCCUCCGUCUUACAGGUUUCGCCAUCAUCAGAUCCAGAUUCCAAGAUCAGCGCAGACGCCAUGACCAACCCAUCUGGUGCCGUCGCGGACAAGGACGCUGGCGCUGAUGGCGCCGCGCCAUAUGGCACGCGCUCCCGCAAUAGAAAUGGCAACGCGCGGCCUAAUUACGCCGAGGAUAAGGAUAUUGAAAUGGAUAAUUAUGACUAUUACGACAAGAAUCAAGGCGAAAUGCCUAAGAAAUCAUCACGCCUAGCCACCAUCACCACCACAGCCGCCGCCGCCAUGACUGGUGGCGAGACGUCAGGGCGCGUCGCGGCUGGAGGUCGCAAGCCUCUGACGGGCAGUGCGCCAGGCAGCGACGAUUCCAAGGCCUCCGCAUCGCAGGCUUAUACCGAUGCUAGCAACAGCAAUGGACACGCAUCCGGCGGCUCAUCAGCAUCGUCAGCACCAGCGUCGCGCAAGCGCAAGGCAGCCAACGGCCCAGCAGCACAGGUGGCCGCAGCGACGACGACAGGAGCGCAGUCAGCGCGACGUGUCGCCAGCUCCAACACCACAUCACAAAACUCGACGCCAGCGGUUUGGCCAGAUACCAACAUGCUCAGUUUUGACAAUUGCAAGGCGCGCCCUCAGAAUGGGCGACUGGUGGCUGACGAUGGCACAGUGCUGGAAGCGAAUGAUCAUGUGUAUCUGGUGUGCGAGCCGCCCGGCGAGCCAUACUACUUGGGUCGCAUCAUGGAAUUUCUGCACUCGCAAAACGACCCGGCGCGGCCGGUGGACGCGGUGCGCAUUAACUGGUUUUACCGGCCCAAGGACAUUGGACGCAAGGUUUCGGACACGCGACUGGUGAUUGCGACUAUGCAUUCCGACAUUAGCCCGCUGGCGGCGCUGCGUGGAAAAUGUCAGAUCCGGCACCGUGCGGAAAUUGAUCACUUCGACGAGUACCGCAAAUCGCCCGACUGCUUCUGGUUUGAGAAGCUCUAUGACCGGUACAUUCAAAAACACUACGACCUGAUUCCGACCAAUCUCAUUGUCAAUGUGCCGGACAAGGUGAAAAAGGUGCUGGAUGAGCGGUGGAAAUUUGUCUUGGUUGAGCAGGGACGAGGCAAGGAGCUAACUAGCGCGGUUAAGUCGUGCAAGCGAUGCACCGGGUAUUGCGCAAGCAACGACUCCGUCGACUGCGCCGUUUGUCGCUUCACUUACCACAUGAAUUGUGUCCGCCCUCCUCUAUUGAAAAAACCCUCUCGAGGCUUUGCUUGGUCAUGUGCUGCUUGCAGUCGUGCCCAAGAACGCAAGCUCGAAAACCGUCACACCCUUCCCGACGGCGAAGAUGACCAAGACUUUCUCGAUGACGACGAAGAGGACGCCCAAGACCCCAACACAAACCGAACUACGCCCGACGAUGACGAUAAAGUCCACCAUCAAGGCACGGCCGAGCAGAUAUAUCACGCAAGCCUAUGGCCCUAUCGCUAUCUCGGCCUCCACUGCAAGCCUGAGGAUGCUCUCGACUACGACGACCGCAUAUACCCUCGCGCAAGCACCCGCAUCGGUCCCAGAAAUCAAGCCGCUGUACAUCCCUGGCCAGGCCGUCCUGUUGAAUAUGUCAAACCUCCCGAGAUCAAGCGCGGCAAGGGCGGAGCCAAGCUCAAGGAUAUUCAGGAGGAAAAGGCUAUGCGUGGGAAGCGACCGAAAUGGGUCCAAGAUGAGCCACCCGGAUAUACCACUCGAGGCGAGGACUACGAUGCCGAUGAUCCCAACUGCACUGCCACUCCGCUCUGGAUCCCUCCAGCUGAAAAGGACGGCAUUUCCACCAAGGAGGUUAUUGCUUACAUGGACAAAGCGAGAGACACGGCCAAGAGUCACGGUCUACCCGAGCAUUGCACCAAUCUACAAGACGUCGCCAUCAAAGACCUCUUUCUCCAAGACUAUGAUUACGAAAAGGCUCUUGCUAUGCUCGACAAGACACCUAUUGCCGAGUUCAAGGAACCGCGACUGACUCCCGCCGAAGAAAAGCGCUGGGAAGAAGCCAUUCUCAAGUACGGCUCUGAGCUGUACCUUGUCAAGAAACAUGUCAAAACCAUGACCGCCGGUCAGGUUACGCGCUACUACUACACCUGGAAAAAGUCGGAGCGCGGCAAGCAGAUUUGCGGCAAUUUCUCGGGUCGCAAGGGCAAGAAGCAGGCCAAAAGAGCCGAAGUUGUUGCCAACAAAAUGGCUGAUGAUGUUGCCGACGAGGACGACGAUUCUGCUUUCGAUACCGCCAAGGCCACCGAAAAGAAGCGAAGUUUUGUCUGCCUGUUUUGCGAGACCACCAACUCCCGCCAAUGGCGAAGAGCCCCCAACUCUAUGCAGGGUUUGCUCGACGAGAAUGGGGUUGCCAAGCUACCUCCCAAGGAUAGAAACAAUCAGCCAAUCGUGGCGCUUUGUCGACGUUGCGCCGAAAUGUGGCGCCGCUAUGGCGUCCGAUGGGAAGACAUCGAGGAGGUGACCAAAAAGGUUACUCAAAAUGGCAAGGCUUGGAAACGCAAGCAGGACGAGGAGCUUCUCAAGGAGCUUCAAGCUGCCCAGGAGCAUGGCCUCAUGACGCCCGAUCGUGACUCAACUCCUCUAAGCGGCACCGCCAGUGCCAAUGGCAUAGAGCCUCCGAGGAAGCGUCUCAAGGUCCCCGUUGACAGAGAUUUUGACCCCGCAAAUUCUGACGGUGGCAGUACGUCUGGUACUGUCCUGACUAAGAAAAAGGACAAGGAGAGAACGAAUGAGGCUACUCCCGCGCCCGAAUUGCCUCAGGCCCGAACUUUGCCCUGUGCCGUUUGUAAUGAGAUGGAGCCUCUUGGCGACCAGCACGUUGCCUGCCGCGAGUGUCGCCUCACUGUGCACCGCAACUGCUAUGGUAUCAUGGACAGCCGAGUCCAGGGCAAAUGGCUCUGUGACAUGUGCACCAACGACAAGAACCCGCAGGUCUCAAUUCAGUAUAAAUGCGUCUUGUGUCCUGUCGAACAUACCGAGCAAGAGUUUGUCGAACAACCAAAGCUGACCCAUCACAAGAAGAAGAUGUCGGACAAGGACCGUGAGCGCGAGAGGUUGGAAGUUCAACAAGCUCGUAAGGCUGCCGAGGUUUAUCGAAAGCGUCAAGAAGAACUUAAUCGGCCCGCCAACCCUCGAGAGCCAUUGAAGCGCACGGCGGACAACAAUUGGGUCCAUGUUACCUGUGCCGUCUGGACUCCAGAGGUCAAGUUUGGCAAUUCCAAGGCUAUGGAGCCGUCGGAGGGCAUUCCCUCGAUACCAAAGCUGCGAUACGACGAGGUUUGCCAUGCAUGCAACCGGGGCGGUAAUGGAGCUUGUAUUCCGUGCCAUCACUGCCGCACGACAUUUCAUGUGGAAUGCGCCCGACAGGCUGGUCAUCUCCUCGCUUUCGACAUUACUCCGGUCAAGAGCUCCCGGCGUGAUCAGUUUAAUAUUGUGACAAUCAAUGGCGAAAGUGGCACCAUGUCCGCCAUGCUGUGGUGCAAGGAUCAUAUUCCCACCAAGACCAUUGCUCACAGGAUGCAUGAAAUUGUCGGCGACAGCGGCCUCAAUGCACUGCAGCUUUACGCGCAAAAUUUCAAACAGGCUGAUUUGACGCUCACGGGAACUGUACGAAAGGCAAACCUCCUGACCACGGCGGCUAAGGCUGGCGGCGCUGCAUUUCCCGCGACUCGCAGAGUAUCUUCAACGACGGCAGCAAACACGCCGCUGGCGAUUGGGGUUGCCGGUGCAGCCAAUGGUGAUCACCCCAACCCAGCUAUCAACGCUGCUGAGCCUGGCGAAAAGGUUUGCAUCAGCUGUGGAGUUGAUGUAACCCCUCGAUGGUGGCCCAUUGACACACAUCAGGAAAGACAGCUCACCAAUGGCCACUAUGGAACGAUUGGAUCCGAGGCACAAAAGUUUGUUGAGCAGAGAAGGUUUCAGUGCCACAAGUGUAAGAAGCUCGCCAAGACGCCUCGAGCGCAUGCCACGCCCGCAACUCUGUCCACAUCAGACUCGCGGCCGCAUCAUCCGACGCAAGCUCCCAUCUCAAAGCCCUCGCUGCGCAGUCCCCCCGCACCUCCGCCGCUCGUUCCUGAAUAUCGCGAUCCUCGCUCUGUGAGCCAAUGGCCACGCCCUCAAUCUAGCCACCAUCACGGGCAUCCCGGUCCUCCCCCGCCUCUACCCCAUCCGGUCCACGCGCCGACGAUUCCGCAGUCGCAUAUGACAGGUGCCCGGCCGCCGCAUUCAUCCCCGCAUGCAUUUCCAGCGCCUCCACCGUCGUCACGGAGCAACCAUUUCGAUUGGCACCGCAGCUCGCCCACGAGCCAUCACUCACCACCGGCGCGUCACUUGAAUGGCGGCCCGCCCUCUAUACACAGCGUACCACCACCUCCACCAAUCUCGUCGCUGAGACCGCCGCCAAUGUCUGGUCCGCCUCCACCAGUUGGCAUGAACCACCGGCACUCGCCUUCAAGCAUGUACUCGAGCAGCUUGCCGCCUUCGCCGCGUAGCUUACGAGGACCGCCACCUCCACCUCCACCCCCAGCGUAUGUGCCGCCGUACCACGGACACGGAGGACACCCAUCGCACUCGCCUCCUCGCAAUCCGAAUGGCGGUCCGCCUCUACCACCUCCGCGGGACUCUUUUGCCCACGGACUUCAUCCGCAGCGAUCCCAGUACCACUCGUCGGUACAUGUGAGUACCUCCGGACCUCCUCCGGGCCCUCUCAGCGCAAUGCCACCCCACCCGUCUCGGGAUUCCAUGCCACCACGAUCUGACGCGCGCCCAGGCGGUGCUAGCGCAAACCCAUCGCUCAAAAACUUGCUGUCUUAG